AUGCGCGCCAGAGCAGGAGUGCGCUCUGGGGCAUACGAUGUGUUCGGUGGCGGAGGGGUGCUGACCACCAGUCUCUGGGAGGUGUGGAGCGCCGACCACGCCUUCACCACGAGCCCCGUGGCCGUCACCCACACGCCACAGCCCGCCAUCGCCGCCCUACAGCUCUUCCUCAGCGGCCAGCUCGACUUUGCGGCGGUGGACGACGCGCUGCCGCCCGCCGUGCUCCAGUCCCAGGUGGCCGGCGCCGGCGGUCAAUCCGUGGUGCAGCUGCCGAUCGCUGGCAACACGGUGGUCAUCGCCUACAACCUGCCCGGCGCAAACGCCACGCUCGUGCUGAACGGGACGGUGCUGGCAGAUAUCUGGCAGGGCAAGAUCGCGAUGUGGGACGAUGCCGCGCUCAUCGAGCUCAACCCCGCCAUGAACCUGCCCCACGCCAACAUCACCACCGUCUUCGGCACCAACAGCUCCUUCGACGAGACCUCUGCGUUUGCUCGGUCGUUGGGGUCGUUCAGCUACGAUUUUGCCGCGGCCUUCACGGACAUGGAGUCGCUGCCGCCCGUGCUGGAGGGCCGCUCCGUAGGAUUCGUCAGCCCACGGCAGCGCGUCGACCACGUCGCCAUCACGCCCUACGCGCUGACCUACGCGCGCGUGGGUCUGCUCGCCAACACGUCGCUGCCCGCCGCUAUGAUGUGGAAUCGCGGCGGCCGUCUCCUCACUGCCACCACCGCCGGCGUACAAUCCGCGAUGCUCGACGCGCAGUCGCAGAUCGAAGCCGGUAACCUCACGGCCGACCUCUUCAACGGACCCGGAGAGGACAGCUGGCCGCUGUCGUACCUCUCCUUCGCGACGUUCUUCGUCGACCGGACCGGCGGAGGUUCGUGCGUGCCCGUCCAGCAGUUCGCGGAAUUCCUCCAGUGGGCCUUCUCCAACACGCAGGCCAGCAACGACGCCACCGCCGCCGGCUACGCCCCGCUCCUCCCCUCCUACACCCGGCGUGUGCUGGGUUCGUUGAACCGGUUCACCUGCAACGGGCUGGCCGUUCUCGAUACGGUGGCGCUCUUUGGCCUCGCGGGCACGCCCUACGAGUUCUACUCCCGAUGGGCUGUCGUCGUCGAAGAGAUCGACGUGGAGGCCGUGCUCACCGACUCAGUCGCCCUGUCGGGGUUGGGCCACGGCAACGCCGACUUUGCGCUGCUCAGGGGCGACCCGUCCGAGACGACGACGGCCAUGGCUGACGGCGAGGGGCGGGUGGUGCUGCCGGUCGCGGCCUUCCCCUACGUGCCGGCCUACACCCUCCCCGACUCCCCCCUGCUCACCUUUGAUCUCCCCGCCAUCGCCGACAUCUACCUCGGCCGCAUCCAGAAGUGGAAUCACGAGAAUUUGAGUCGUCUGAAUCCGCUGGUGGUGCUGCCCGACCGCUUCGUGCGGGUGGUGUAUCCGGCGUCGGCGUCCGCGUCCGGCGUGGAGACCUCCGCCCUCCACCAGCUCCUCGCCAAGGCCGUCCCACUCUUCAACGCCUCCGUGGCCGACGCAUCGUCCAUGUACUCGUUCGUGGUCGCACUCAACACCUCGGUGUCCACGUCAGACGUGCCAAACACGCUGAACGGGCUGAACGACGGGUUCGCCGUGUGGCCGGCGGCGGCCCUCAGCCCGCAGAUCCAGGCGGGCAACGUCCUCCGCGAGAAGCCCGACGGCGAACAAGUGCUCGUCGAGCUCGAUUUCAACGCCCUCCUCACCACCCUCCUCGACUUCGCCCCGCAGCUCGUCGGCGCACCCGGACCCAACUCCACCGGCGGCCUCUACACGCUCGCCCUCGGCCCCGAUGCAACCGGGUGGCCUCUGGUGGGGAUGGGCGCGAUGGCCUUCCACACCCACCCGACCAAUUUCUGCGCGAGCGCGCGUGCCCUGAACGACUUCCUGUGGUGGACCCAAACCGAUACCAACGCCUUCGACGACGCUCUCGAGAACGGGGCGAUCGUUGCGGGUGUGCUGCCGCAAGUGCGGCGGGCCAUCCUGCGCGCGCUGGCCGAGGCCCGCUGCCAGGGCCAGCCCACGAGCUCGCUCUAUCGGUGCAUCAACGACGGCGUGCUCUGCUCCAACACGGGCACCUGCACCACCGCCGGGUGCUCCUGCCGCAACGGCUACUCCGGCACCUACUGUGAGGAACCGCCGAGCGCGGAUUCGACCGACACAAGCCGUGUGCUCGGCAUCGUGCUGGGCACGGUGGCGGUCUGCGUGAUGCUGUUGAUGCUGGCCGUGGUGGUGCUGGGCGCAUCGGUGUACAAGGCGCGCCAGCGACGGCUGGCGGCGGACCACGGCCAGGGCCUCGUGAUGGCGGCGCUGAACGAGGAGCCCACGCCCGACGUCGAACUCGACACCAUCAAGAUCGAUGGCAUCGCGCAAGUCGAAACCCACCGCUGGAACGGCUAA
Messenger RNA from Acanthamoeba castellanii str. Neff, 2430 nucleotides. Its product is annotated as phosphate-binding periplasmic protein, putative. The record is from RefSeq and is a predicted model, not a curated record. The coding region runs from base 1 to 2430 and encodes 809 amino acids. Lineage: Eukaryota; Discosea; Longamoebia; Acanthamoebidae. The transcript has 17 exons.